AUGUCUGUCACACCAAACAUCUUCUGCAUUGGUAACCCAUUGCUCGAUAUCUCUGCUCACACUGAUAUGGCCUUCAUCGAGAAAUACGGUCUCCAGCUUGGUAAUGCUAUCCUCGCUGAGGACAAGCACCUCCCAUUGUAUACAGAGGUCAAGAGCUACAAGGUCGAUUACAUCCCAGGUGGUGCCGCUCAGAACACUGCUCGUGUCGCUCAAUGGAUGUUGAACAAGAAGCAGACUGUUAUGUACUCUGGUUGCGUUGGUAACGACGAGAAUGGUCGUAUUUUGCGUGAGGCUACCGAGGCCAACGGCGUCGUCGUCAAGUACUUGGUCGAUGCUGAGGAGCCCACCGGAGCCUGCGCCGUGCUGAUCAACAACGCCGAGCGUUGUCUCACCACCAACCUGGGCGCUGCCAACAAGUUCAAGAUCGCUCACCUGGAGAGCAGCGAGAUGACUGGAUACAUCAACAGCACACAAUACUUCUACCUGGUCGGCUACUUCAUGACCGUGUCGCCAGAGUCUGCCAUGAUGCUGGCCAAGCACGCCGCCGACAACAACAAGACCUUCCUGUACGGUCUGGCCGCACCAUUCCUCAUCGAGGUCGACUUCUUCUUUGAGCGCGUCAAGGCUUUGAUCCCCUACGUCGACUACCUCUUUGCCAACGAGUCAGAGGCCGCAUGCAUCGGCAAGAAGAUGGGCUGGGGCGAGAGUUUGCCAGUGAUCGCCGAGAAGCUCUCCCAAUGGGAGAAGGUCAACAACAACCGCUCGAGAACUAUCAUCUUCACUCAGGGUCCACAGAGCACCCUGGUCUACCAGAAUGGCCAGCUGACCGAGUACAAGCCAAUUCCACUUGGUGCCGACAAGAUCGUCGACCUGAACGCCGCCGGAGACUCCUUCUGCGGUGGUUUCCUGGCCGCCCUCUCCCUUGGCAAGCCAAUUGCCGAGUGUGUCGCCGCCGCUCACUAUGCUGCCAGCGAGAUCAUCCAACAAAACGGAUGUACUCUUCCAACUGUCCGCGCUCUCAACUUGGAGUAA
Acytostelium subglobosum LB1 is the source of this 1032-nucleotide messenger RNA. RefSeq lists its product as hypothetical. Lineage: Eukaryota; Evosea; Eumycetozoa; Acytosteliales; Acytosteliaceae. The transcript has 2 exons. Gene Ontology annotation, molecular function: adenosine kinase activity. The record is from RefSeq and is a predicted model, not a curated record. Gene Ontology annotation, cellular component: nucleus; cytosol. The coding region runs from base 1 to 1032 and encodes 343 amino acids. Gene Ontology annotation, biological process: purine ribonucleoside salvage.